This is a messenger RNA of Dreissena polymorpha, 1991 nucleotides long. RefSeq names its product probable arginine--tRNA ligase, mitochondrial. Gene Ontology annotation, molecular function: ATP binding; arginine-tRNA ligase activity. Gene Ontology annotation, cellular component: mitochondrion. Lineage: Eukaryota; Metazoa; Mollusca; Bivalvia; Myida; Dreissenidae. The coding region runs from base 73 to 1575 and encodes 500 amino acids. Gene Ontology annotation, biological process: arginyl-tRNA aminoacylation; mitochondrial translation. The record is from RefSeq and is a predicted model, not a curated record. The transcript has 16 exons.
GCGAAAUUUUCCAAACACUAUUAUUGUGAUAUUUAGUUACUUUGAUGUUCGUACCAACACUGUCAUUGCAAAAUGAAACUAACAUAUUGUUUGAGAAAAUUCUUAUCACAGCACCAUGUUGUAAGGCACAUUAGAAAAUGUGGACCGUCAUAUGGCUUUGGUGAUGAGAGCAAUCGGUUGGAGAAUGCUAAGCACAAAGUUGUUGUUGAGUACAGUUCCCCGAAUAUAGCCAAACCUUUUCACAUGGGCCAUCUGCGGUCAACAAUAUUGGGAAACUUCCUGGCAACCCUGUAUGAGCGACUUGGUUGGAAUGUCAUACGUCUCAACUACCUUGGGGACUGGGGCACACAGUUUGGUGUACUGGCAGUGGCGUUUAAAAAGUAUGGGGAUGAGGAGAAAUUGAAAGAAAAUCCUCUGCAGCAUUUAUUUGAUAUUUAUGUGAAUAUAAACAAGGAGAAAUCAUUAGGAAAUAAGGAGAUUGACAAAGCUGCCUUGGAAAUGUUUAAAAGAAUGGAAAGUGGUGAUCCUGAGGCAUUAUCAAUGUGGCAGAGGCUAAAGGAUAUAAGUCUUCAGGAGUAUGACAAAAUGUAUGAGAGACUGGGGGUCAAGUUCACAGAACAACAUUCCGAGUCCAUGUAUAAAGAUGCUGGAGUGUCCGUCAUAGACAGACUAAAGAAAGAGGGGCUGUUCCAAAAGGAUGACAUGGGUAAAGGGUAUGUUGAGUUCAAAACUGGAGCCAAAACCAUUCCAGUUGUGGUGCUGAAAAGUGAUGGAACCUCUCUCUAUAUUACAAGAGAGAUUGCUGCCCUAACAGACAGGUUUGAGAGAUACCGCUUUGAGAAAAUACACUAUGUGGUGGAGAAUGGCCAGCACCUGCAUUUUGAGCACAUGUAUGGAGUCAUUAACACACUGCCAGAAUACAGGGAUAGAUUGAAUGCAGACCUGCACGUUAAGUUUGGUCGUGUGGAAGGCAUGAGCACUCGACAGGGGAACGUGGUGUUCCUCAAGGAUAUCUUGGAUGAGGCCAGGAACAGAAUGACCCAAACCCUCAAAACCAAAUCUACCACACGUGUUGGACCUGGCGAGAUUGCUGGCACUGCAGAGGAACUUGGUCGCAGUGCAAUAUUUGCCCAAGACUUGAGCCAACAAAGGCUGAAACCUUACGCUUUUGAUUGGGACCGAGUGCUGAAUUUUAAUCAGGAUUCAGGGGUCUUUCUGCAGUAUUGUCAUUCACGGCUUUGCAGCAUAGAAAGAAUGAAUAGCGAAGUCGCAAUCUUGGAGGAAAUGGUAUUGGAGGAUGAACAUUAUUCUGUGCAGCAAGCAGCAGAUUUGAUCAACCAUCUGCAGGAGUACGAGCAGGCUGUUGAGAGGUCUUUCUCUACUCUAGAGCCUUAUGUGAUCGUCAGAUAUCUUUAUGCAUUAUGUCACAAAGUGAAUGCAGCCUACAAGGUGUGCAGAGUAAAGGAGGCUCAAGAUGCCCAGCUUCAGGCGUACCUGCAGAUGUUCAACGCAAGUAGGGUAGUCCUGUCUUCAGGAAUGGAACUUCUCGGUUUGCAUCCCCUGGAGAAGAUGUGAGGACUUUGAAAACAACAACAUACAUUCAGGAUUUUCUAUGAGUGAUCAUAAGGGAUGGUGGGCCGCCAUGUAUUGGCCUCAGAGGCUUUUAAGCUUCCCAGACCACUACAUUGUUUUUGAGACACGUAUAGCAACCAACUUGUAUGUGAACUGAGUGUGACAGCUGUAUUUUUAUACACAUUAAAGUGUUGUACAAUGGAAGAUAAUUUCCUUGACUCCUUCCAGCUCUGUCUUUGAGUCACUCAACCAUGUGGUAACUAACCUGAACUGAUAGUAACUCAUUAUCACAGGCAGCACAAAGCACAACGUUUUAAUGAAUUGAUGUAUGCCUCUUCUGUGAAUGUGUUGAACUCCAACAGUUACUGCUUUUCUGUAAACAUGUUCAAAUACAUUUUAAAUUAAAUUUAAAAAAAUCA